GCAAUUGCUUGAAGAGAUGAAAAGAAACAGCAUUGAGCCAAAUGUUUUUACUUAUACUUCUUUGAUGGACGGUUUAUGUAAAAAUGGGCAUUCAUUACGAGCAUUAGAGCUUUUAGAAAUGAUGAUUAUAAAACGUCAUUUGCCUAACAAUGUCACUUAUACAACUUUAAUUGAUGGGCUAUACAAAGAAGGAAAGCAUAGGGAAGCUGUGGAUGUUCUUGACAGGAUGAGGCUUCAAGGUUUGAAACCAAGUGCAGUGCUGUACGGGAAAAUCAUAAAGGGCUUCUGUGCUGAAUGCAGCUAUCAAGAAGCCGCGAACUUCAUCGAUGAGAUGGUGCUUGGCGGUAUUAAGCCAAGUCGAGUGACUUGGGGGCUUCAUGUUAGAAUGCAUAACAUGGUGAUCCAAGGCCUUUGUAGUAGUAUUGAUCCACCCCGUGCAUUUCAGUUGUAUCUUAGUACACGAACUAGAGGUGUUUCAAUUGAAGUUGGCACUUUUGAUUGUUUAGUCAAAUGUUUUUGCAAGAGGGGAGACCUGCACAAAGCUGCUCGAAUUCUUGAUGAGAUGGUAUUAGAUGGCUGCAUUCCAGAUGAGGGAAUAUGGAAUGCAGUAAUAGUUGGACUUUGGGAUCGGAAAAGAGUUAGAGAAGCCACUGAGCUACUGCUUGCUGAACUGAAACAGAAAUUUGUUGAAGCUGAAAGUUAAAGCUUGUAAAAUUUUAUACCACAUGUAUGCGCAUUGCAUUUUCCAAAGUCUUGGGUAAAUUAAAUUCAGGGGAAGAUGACAGGCUAAUGUUAAAAGUCUAUGGUGAGGAUAAAUUAACUAUGCAUCAAAUCUCUUCUGGAAAACGGUUGUGAAAGUAUGAGACAAGGAGCAAGACAAGUUAUUUAAGGUAGAUUCAACUUGUUUAGGGGUUUCUGAAGCAAUCAAUUAUCCUUAGAAUAUUUGGCGUAAUGAUGAGUUGAUAGAUAAGUCUUUCUUGUGAUAGCUUUAGAACAGCCUUAAAUAUUAAACGAAAUUAUUGAAAAGGGAAAACUAAAUUGGAUAACAUGCCAUAUAAAUAACGAGGUUCUGCC
Arachis duranensis is the source of this 1074-nucleotide messenger RNA. Its product is annotated as pentatricopeptide repeat-containing protein At5g46100-like. Lineage: Eukaryota; Viridiplantae; Streptophyta; Magnoliopsida; Fabales; Fabaceae. The transcript has 2 exons. The coding region runs from base 17 to 703 and encodes 228 amino acids. Gene Ontology annotation, molecular function: protein binding. The record is from RefSeq and is a predicted model, not a curated record.